Suillus fuscotomentosus is the source of this 1818-nucleotide messenger RNA. RefSeq lists its product as uncharacterized. NCBI's taxonomy places the organism in Eukaryota, Fungi, Basidiomycota, Agaricomycetes, Boletales, Suillaceae. Bases 1 to 1818 code for a protein of 605 amino acids. The record is from RefSeq and is a predicted model, not a curated record. The transcript is spliced from 4 exons.
AUGGCAGCUAUUGACGAAUUUUUGAAGCUUCAGAUGAUCCAAAAAUUAGAACUGUCAUUCAGCAACGCUAGAGAAUUGCGUAGCCGUGCCGAGAUGCUCCCUAGUGGACUGAGCUGGAAGUGCCAGACAAUUACCUUGAUUCAUCCUACGAAAUCUCUGAUCCAUUUAUUCUGGAGAGAUCCUGUUGAAUGUUUGGAAAGCCUUUUCAGUAAUCCUCUGUUUCAUGAUAAACUCGAUUUCAUCCCUCGUCAAGUGUACACAAUGGCAGCGUGGCUUUUGAGGGUAUAUUCUGAAUGGUUAACAGGUAAUUCUGCAUGGGACAUGCAGAGUCAAUUUCCCAGAGGCGCCACGAUUCUCGGUACCAUGUUAUCUUCCGAUAAAACAAAUAUUACCACCAUGACUGGUGCCAGGAUCGCCCAUCCGCUUCUUCUCAGCCUCACCAACAUACAUAUGCGUACUUGUACGAAACUCUCAUCCAAAGCCUUCAUGCUCACGGCUCUCCUCCCCAUUCCAAAGUACCUACACCCCAACCAAUGGAUGCAUGGCAUGCUUGAAGAACACCUGAUACACGAGUGCCUUUUGAUUGUCCUAAAGCCCUUGAUGAUAGUGGCGGAAGUUGGCAUUAUGAUGUCUGAUCCAGUGGGAAAUGUUCGACAUUGUUUUGCACCUCUUGCAGCAUACAUCGUCGACACUCCUGAGGCAGCCAUGCUCACCAUAACAGUUGAUCCAGAUGAUCUCGAGGCGUAUUUUGAGGCGUGCGCUGAACACCAGCUAAAUGGUGUUCAUGCACCUUUCUGGCAGGGCUUCCUGCAUGCUGAUCCCUCAAUCUUCCUGAUGCCAGAACCACUACAUCACUGGCACAAGGAAUUUUACGACCACGACCUUCAGUGGUGUCUCAAAGUUGUUGGUGCCUGGGAGGUGGAUUUUAGGUUCUCCAUAUUGCAGCCCAUCACAGGUUAUUGCCACUUUGCGGGUGGAAUUUCCAAACUUAAGAAAGUCACAGGCAGAGUUCACCAGGACAUUCAGCACUACAUCAUUGGCCUGAUAUCCAGUGUAGCUCCUUGUCACUUUGUGACUGUGAUACGUGCUCUCAUGGAUGUCCAAUACUUGGCACAGUGUCCUGCACCCAACGAUGACUUAUUAUCGUCUAUCAACCGAUACCUUUUGACUUUCCAUGAACAUAAGGACAUUAUCAUGACGUUGGGUGCACGGAUGGGAGGGAAGAAGCCGAUCGACAACUGGUUUAUCCCUAAGCUAGAACUCCUGCAGAGCAUCACCUCCAGUAUGCGCAAAGUUGGCGCCCUCAUCCAGUGGUCCGCGGAUGUGACUGAACACGUCCAUGUGUCUGAAAUUAAGGAUCCUGCACGGCGCACAAACAAUAACGAUUACGACCCACAGAUAUGUCGCCACCUGGAUCGUGAGGAGAAACUGCGAUGUUUCGCAAUCGCUACAACACUCAAGAGCCAUCCUGAAUCCCAUGAUCUUUGUUAUGAUGCUCCUGAGGAGGAGGAAAGGGAAUUGGACAAUACUGAUUAUGAUGAACGAGAACCACUUGAUCCAUGGACUGCCCUCCUUGAGGAGAUGAAUCAUACAUGCAUCACUACAAAUUAUUUCAGCAAAGCCAAGAAACUUGCUACCCUUGGCCACAAAGAACGUCUUUACCCUCCUCGAACGUUUAUUGGUAGUACCACUGCUAUACAUCUCAAUUAUAAUCUGUCUCGCAGUGGAGUCAAACUUGAGGACAUUUCUAUUGACUACAACAUACCGGAUCUGCACGGCAUGCUUUCAAACUUCUUGCAGUGUGAUGCAAGGGACUGA